Messenger RNA from Diospyros lotus (date-plum), 2551 nucleotides. RefSeq lists its product as uncharacterized. Bases 289 to 2271 code for a protein of 660 amino acids. NCBI's taxonomy places the organism in Eukaryota, Viridiplantae, Streptophyta, Magnoliopsida, Ericales, Ebenaceae. The transcript is spliced from 6 exons. The record is from RefSeq and is a predicted model, not a curated record.
CUUCCACCCAAACAGUGAAACACUGGCUGUCUCUCUCUCUCUCUCUCUCUCCUUCCUUUCCUUUCGCCACCAUACAGGGCGGCUUGUGUUGCUUAGUCUCUUCAAUGGUGUAUACCCCUUCUGAUUCUCCUUACUACGACGUUGCCUUAGUUUCCUCGUUCGCAGAACCCUGGUUCACUCUCAGGGUUAACUAGGGUUUUGCUCUUUGGGGUUACUCUUUGAACUCGCGCUCUACACUGAAAAGUCCACUGCAAAAUCAAGCGAUUUUAGUUCGGAAGCAACGCCACAAUGGUUGAGAAAGCGAAGAAGCACAAAAAGGGCACGAUCAGUGAAGGAGAUGUCUCAACUCUGCUCCAAAGGUAUUCGGCUACAACGGUGCUGUCAUUACUGCAAGAAGUUGCUCAGGUUCCAGAGGUAAAAAUUGAUUGGAACGCAUUGGUGAAGAAGACUGCAACUGGGAUUUCAAAUGCCCGGGAGUACCAGAUGCUGUGGCGACAUUUGGCUUAUCGUGAUUCAAUGGUCGAUAGAUUAGAUGAUGAGUCUGAACCGCUGGAUGAUGAUAGUGAUCUAGAUUAUGAGUUGGAGGCUAUUCCCCCUGUCAGUAGUGAAGCUUCAACUGAAGCCACAGCAUGCGCAAAGGUACUGAUUUCUUCGGGUUCACAAAGCGAUACCAGCCUUCCAAAUGGGUUAACAGUUGAGGCUCCAUUAACUAUAAAUAUACCUAAUGGUGAGCCAUUCAGGGCUCCUUCAGAAAAUUCACAACUGCAAGGGACAAACAUUACAAUUCCAGUUACUGUUCAGAAACAACCACUGCCGACAGUGACUUCUUCUGAAGGAUUGGAUGCAAAUGGACUAGCAAGUGGCAACCUACCUCCUCGAAGGAAAAGAAAACCAUGGUCUGCAGCAGAGGACCUGGAAUUGAUUGCUGCUGUGAAGAAAUGUGGUGAAGGGAAUUGGGCAAAUAUCUUGAAAGGAGAUUUCAAGGGUGAUAGGACUGCUUCACAGCUUUCUCAGAGGUGGGCCAUUAUUAGAAAGCGGCAAGGAAACUCGAAUAUUAGUAGUGGCUCACAACUUUCAGAGGCUCAGCUGGCUGCUCGCAGAGCUGUUUCCAUGGCCCUCAACAUGCCAAUGGUAGACAACCUGACAGCAGCUUGUUCAAAUGCCGGAACCAAUCCUAACACCAUGCCUGGUAACACAGCAAGCCCUGCUGCUACAGAAGCUUCAGUUGGGGUGCAAUCCCAACAACAAUCCCGACAAGAUUGUGCUCCUUUAUCAAAACCUCGGGUACCAGCGAAAAAGCCUUCAAUAAUAAAGCCUGUCUUGAGCCCUGAUGCUAUGGUCAAAGCUGCUGCUGUUGCUGCUGGGGCCCGCAUUGCCACCCCAUCUGAUGCGGCAUCACUGCUUAAAGCUGCACAGUCCAAGAAUGCUGUACAUAUCAUGCCUGGAGGGAGUUCUUUAGUCAAAUCAUCUGUGGGAGGCAAUGCAAGCGCCUUGCCUCCUAAUGUUCAUUUUAUUCGUACUGGCCUGGCACCUGUACAACAUUCUGCCUAUCCUGCUGCUGCCACCAAUGCCUCGCGGUCUGGUGGAACUCUGCAAGCACAGAACAAUUCUCCAAAACCUGGAGCACCUGCAGCUCAGCUUCAUUCAACAAGGACUGCUGCAGAAUCAAACCCAUCAGCUGUAGCGACGAAUGUCAUUGCUUCUAGCCCUGCGAGUGACCUCAAGGCUGAUGACAUUAUUAAUUCUGUCCCCAGCAAUCCACCUAAAGAGCAAAUCCAGGAAAAUCAAGUUACUAUCCCAGGGAGAGAGCAAGUCCAAGAAACUGGAGCUGCUGCAUUAGGAAAUGCAUUAGAGGAGAAAGUACAGAAUGACCAAGUUUCUGUUUCUAGCUCUCCACCCAAAGAGCAGAGUCAAGAUCAAGCUUCUGCUCUCAGCAAUGCACCAAAUGAGCAAGUCCAAGAAGAUCAAACUGCUUUACCCAGCUCAGAUGGCCAAAACGAUUUUGUUGAGAAUCUCAAGUGUUCCUCAAGUCCAGAUAACCCGGCAGAUUGUCAAACAGUUACUACCAGUACAAAGGCUGUUACUGGAAGUGGAAGUGGAAGUGAAAAGGGAGAUGAUGAGAUGUUGAUAUGCACUGCCUUGGAGCAAGGAAGCGAAAACCAGUCUAUGGUGGAAGUAGUUCCUGAGAGUCAGAUCUUGGAUGUGAAACAAACAGAUUUGGCAGGCACUGGAAGAGAUGGAAGUGAUGAAAAUAUGGAAGUUGCCGACUGAAUCAAUAACUAAAGCUGAGACUGGGGACAAGGGGAAGGAUGGCUAGGUUGGAGUGAAUUGUGUGUUAUAAGUUGACUAUUUCCUCUAGAUUUAGGGCUGUUUUCUUUUUAGUGGUGUAAUAUAACUACUUUGCCCAUCACAAGGUCCAAGUGUCUUUGCUUGGGAUGCUCGUGUUAUAACUUAAGAAACAAGCUAUUAUUAUUGGAUGAUCAUAAAAUGUGGAGAAAAACAGAGAAUGGAUCGAGUUUACCAUCAUUAAUGCAAUGAGGUUACUUUUGGA